Molecule: messenger RNA, 1056 nt
Organism: Pedinophyceae sp. YPF-701
Lineage: Eukaryota; Viridiplantae; Chlorophyta; Pedinophyceae
Source: the annotation of a GenBank genome assembly
AUGUACACGUGGGAGAUGUCCUGGUUCAACUGCCACCACGGCUUCUUAGAGGGCAUCGUGCGCGGGCACAGGGCGGGCCUGCUGACGGCCCCGGACUACAAUAAUCUGUGCCAGUGCGAGAACCUGGAGGAUAUCAAGCUCAACCUGGGUGGCUCUGACUACGCGAACUACGUGCAGAACGCGCCCUCGCCGCUGUCGACGACGGGAAUCAUCCAGAAGUGCAUGGACAAGCUGGUUGCGGACUGGAAGCACAUGCGGGCAAACGCGGACGAGCCUCUGGCCACGUUCAUGGACUACUGCACCUACGGGCACAUGAUCGACAACGUCGUCCUCAUGGUGACGGGAACGCUCCACGAGCGGGAGGUUGGCGAGCUGAUGGAAAAGUGCCACCCGCUGGGCAUGUUCGACUCGAUCGCGACCGUCGCCGCCGCGCAGUCCAUGAAGGAGCUCUACCGCCUGGUGCUGGUCGACACGCCGUUGGCGCCGUACUUCUCCGAGUGCCUCACCUCGGACGACCUGGACGAGAUGAACAUCGAGGUCAUGCGCAACACCCUCCACCGCGCCUACCUCGAGGACUUCCACCGCCUGUGUCAGUCUAUCGGUGGCGGGACGGCAGCCAUUAUGGGCGAGCUGCUCGCGUUCGAGGCGGACCGCCGCGCCCUCAACAUCACGCUCAACUCCAUCGGGACCGAGCUCACCCGCGAGGACCGCCGGCGCCUGUACGCCUCCCUCGGGCAGCUGCACCCCACGGGCCACUAUGAGCUCUCCCUGGCCGAGGACUACGACGCCGUGCGCACCGCAGUGGAGAAAGUGCCGCAGUACAAACAGUUCUUCUCUCAGAUGUCGUUCGGGGAGAGCCAGAUGCUCGACAAGAUCCUGUACACCGAGGAUGUGCGGUUGAUGACGGCGUGCUUUGAACAGCAGUUCCACUUCGGGGUGUUCUACGCGUUCCUGCGCCUGCGCGAGCAGGAGAUCCGCAACAUCAUGUGGAUCUCCGAGUGCAUUUCGCAGGGGCAGAAGCACCGCGUGCAGGACGGCAUCGUGAUCAUCUUCUGA